Messenger RNA from Laccaria bicolor S238N-H82, 1661 nucleotides. RefSeq lists its product as uncharacterized. NCBI's taxonomy places the organism in Eukaryota, Fungi, Basidiomycota, Agaricomycetes, Agaricales, Hydnangiaceae. The coding region runs from base 75 to 1661 and encodes 528 amino acids. The record is from RefSeq and is a predicted model, not a curated record. The transcript is spliced from 8 exons.
GACCCCGAAUCAAGUAUUCCAUCUUCAUCGUUCUCGUUUACACCCAUUCAGUCGCGUCUACCAAGUUUCUCAUCAUGGUAGAUACACCUGAUAGUGGUACCGAACCUACUGAAAUCGAACUUUCCGUUGUCGCUCGCCUCACAUUCUACAAAGCUGGCAACAACGGCAAAGGCAAGAAACAAACUAAGGAUAUCAAGGCGAAAACUUUCAACCACAACUUCUCCGAGUCAAAAGACAACUAUCUCGAACUUCUAACAGCGAUCCUAGAGAAGCACCAUGUCGAUAAGAAGUACAAAGUCACUGCCCGCAAUGUCUACCCUUGCAAGAUACAAGUCCAUCCGGCCAAGCAGGGCGACGCUCCUGAUGUGGUCAACUACGAGGAAUACCAAGACCUAGUCAAGAAUACGAUCCUUUCUGCACCGGUGGGGAAACCGGUUGUCAUAUUUGUUGAAAUGCCGAGCAUCGAGAAGUCGGCUAAACGAGUGAAAGCAGGUGCUAAUGAAGGGGGAUCGAGUUCCGACGACGAGGGCGCGGCCUGUGACGGAGACGACGAUGACAACCCGGGGCUUUCAAAAGAAGAAUAUGAUCUGGCAAAAGAACGUGCAAAGCUCGAGAAGAAAUAUCAAAACGAUCACGAUGGCGGCUAUACCUAUAUCGACGCGACCGGCGUCUCGAUUCCACUCACCCCAUUCAUGAUGAAAGAGUGGGCUCGUGCUCUUGUUGAUAAGGACAAGAGUGUUGACAUCGACAAUCCGACACACCCUCAAACCUUCGAUCCAGCAAAUAGAAAGUCCUCCUUGCUCACUCGAAAACGCUCCGAAAGCUCCGGGUCUACUGGUACUGAAGUCCCAUCUGAAACAUCGACUCUCGCUGCCCUCUCAGGAAUCAUCAACUCGAUCGCGUCUCUUGUUCACCCAGGCAAUCCACCUCUUCCAAGCACACCAAAGAAAAACCAACCUGACGACCACCAUACCCUCAAGCCAUCUCCCUCGCAGCUUGGUCGAUUUCUUACCCAUGCUGAGAAAGAAGCGGGUGUGAAGAAUGCUUCUCGCCAUGAAUACGCACUUGCCGGCGAAGGAUAUGGACCCGACAUUCUUCAUCUCGUCGACGACAAAGCCUUAUGCGCUCUCGGAAUUCCUGCUGGAGAUGUUCUUCGACUGAAACAGGCUGCGCCGCUGUGGUGGAAAGCAGAACCAGGACGGGCUUUGAAGCAUCGCCAUGAAGUGCUUGAAGGUAGCCCAGCCGAGAAGCUACAGGAAACCCCUCCAAACAAGAAAAUGCGGUUUGAGAAGCGUUACGUCGAAGGUGGAUCUUGGACGCUAUUUGGACCUGGCACCAUGGAAGGCGAUGUCGACCCUAACGCCGAUUUUACUUGGUACUUCUAUUCAAAGGACUUGAAGAUGACCCUUCCGCUUCCGCGUGGUCUGGUUCCGAUUCUUGAUGUACCUGAUCCCCGAAUUGUACUACUUGAACCUAAGGUCUAUACAAAAUGUUCAGACCACAUACCCCGAAGCCUUGAAAAAACCCCAAGCCAUGUUCGACGUGACAUGUUGACAAGCACGAUCUAUGAUAGAGAGAGAAAAGUCUUGCCAAAAACGAUGAAGAAUGAGGACACUUCGAGGACCGGGGUAUGGGUUUCGCGCGGAAGUGACAGAGCCUGA